Messenger RNA from Sporothrix schenckii 1099-18, 891 nucleotides. RefSeq lists its product as uncharacterized. The record is from RefSeq and is a predicted model, not a curated record. NCBI's taxonomy places the organism in Eukaryota, Fungi, Ascomycota, Sordariomycetes, Ophiostomatales, Ophiostomataceae. The coding region runs from base 1 to 891 and encodes 296 amino acids. The transcript has 2 exons.
AUGGCCGCAACCCGGAAAACCCAGAGGCACAUUCAGAGAGAAGACGCAGCAGCUGGUCUGCAAGAUCUUGCAGGAGACAGGUUCCCUUCCGCUCGCCUUGGCAGGCGCGACACCUACGAUACGUGGGCCGUUAUUAGCGACGCGACUCUGGUGUAUGGAGGGCGUGACGAUUUUUACGGCGUUGAGCUCGUGUCCAGGAUGCUUCAUACAGGCGGCGACUGGCAGCAUGAAGUGGAAACCCUAUUCAACCUACUUUACGAAUAUUUUGAUGUGGUUGCAGACAGCCACUGUGGCACGCACGUCCAUGUCUCGCCCGGCUACAUGGGCAACAGGAAGCAAGACUGGACGCCAAACCAGGUGCGGCAUAUUCUCAAGAGCCUCUGUCUGUUUGACACCCAGAUCACAAUGAUGCUACCCAUCGAGCGGCGGCGCAGCACAUACUGCACGUCGUUUCUGUCGGGCAGCAAUGCGGCGCAGGACCUGCCGCCGUACCAGGCGCAGAUCCUCCAGACGGGCCGCUACGAUGGCCUCUUCGGCUUCAUCGAUGGCUUGGCCACGGUCGAGGCUGUCGCUGCCGUCUUCGAAAGUCGUUGGUACUACGCCAACUUGCAGAGCCUUGUGACAAAGAAAAGAACCAUUGAGUUCCGGUGCCCGCCAGGGAGUGCCAAUGCUGCCGACGCGACGCAUUGGAUCCUCUGGGUGUUGUCUUUUGUAUACGGGGCCCUGGAGAAGGGGCGCUAUGGCUACGGCGUCAUGACGCGCAGCCGGAUGUCCUACACACAUACCUCGAGUUCAUCCGAGCGGGCCACCGGGCCAUGCCAGCUGCUGCGAAGCGCGGUGCCAUCCUCAUCAACAGGCACCUGGCGAACCACGGAGAGGGACCGAGCAUGA